Messenger RNA from Chrysoperla carnea, 4748 nucleotides. It is a transcript of the gene PMCA, whose product is annotated as plasma membrane calcium-transporting ATPase 3. Bases 384 to 4049 code for a protein of 1221 amino acids. Gene Ontology annotation, molecular function: ATP hydrolysis activity; ATP binding; P-type calcium transporter activity. Gene Ontology annotation, cellular component: membrane; intracellular membrane-bounded organelle. The record is from RefSeq and is a predicted model, not a curated record. Gene Ontology annotation, biological process: calcium ion transmembrane transport; regulation of cytosolic calcium ion concentration. NCBI's taxonomy places the organism in Eukaryota, Metazoa, Arthropoda, Insecta, Neuroptera, Chrysopidae. The transcript is spliced from 17 exons.
GUGUUAUUUUUUUUUUGGUUUGUUGUAACGGUCCAAUUUUUUUUUUCGAAAGCCUACCUCUGUGUUAGGCUUCAGAACCUUGUGAGGUGUGGCUUUGUACCACAUUUAGUUUUUUUUUCUUUUUUUUUUUUGAAUUUGAUAACGGAACAUCUCCAUGUGCGUGACUUGAGCGCAUACGGUUAAAACUUUUCAACAAUCGAAAUCACAUCGGCAGACUGGACCCGGAGACAACGGGCUAUUCUUCAAGUCCAUUCGACGAUACGGGAGGAUUUUGGUGUGAAUGUUUUUGAGAAAAUUUCACUUAAAGUGUUUGAUUAUAAACAGUAUAUCCGACUUCGGUUCGAUUGUUAGAUUUAUAGAAGAGUUCCCGUUGAGGUAGCGAAAUGGCGACGAUAGAUGGUAGGCCGGCCCAGUACGGCAUCACUCUCCGACAGUUGCGGGAACUCAUGGAACAUCGUGGCAGAGAGGGUGUUGAGAAAAUUAAUGGUUUUGGAGGUGUCCAAGAAAUUUGUAAAAAAUUGUACACAUCACCUAGUGAAGGUUUAAGUGGAUCACAAGUGGACACAGACCAUAGAAGAGAAACAUUUGGUUCGAAUGUAAUUCCGCCAAAACCUCCGAAAACAUUCUUGCAAUUGGUGUGGGAAGCUUUACAGGAUAUAACGUUAAUCAUUCUGGAAGUAGCUGCAAUUGUUUCAUUAGGUCUGAGUUUUUAUAAACCCGCUGACGAAGAGGAAGAUUCAGAUGAUGGCCUGCAAUUUGACGACGAUGAAACAUCACACGGAUGGAUUGAAGGAUUGGCUAUUUUAAUAUCUGUUAUUGUUGUGGUUAUUGUAACGGCCUUUAACGAUUACACAAAAGAACGGCAAUUUCGUGGCUUACAGAAUCGUAUAGAAGGUGAACAUAAAUUUUCUGUUAUACGACAAGGUGAAGUUAAACAGAUAUCGGUUGGCGACAUUGUUGUCGGCGAUAUUUGUCAGAUCAAGUAUGGUGAUCUGUUACCAGCGGAUGGUAUACUCAUACAGAGUAACGACUUAAAGGUGGACGAAUCAUCGUUAACUGGUGAAUCUGAUCAUGUGAAAAAGGGUGAAGCAUUCGAUCCCAUGGUGUUAUCUGGCACCCAUGUAAUGGAAGGUUCUGGUAAAAUGUUGGUAGCGGCAGUAGGUGUUAACUCACAAGCAGGUAUUAUCUUUACAUUGCUUGGAGCUGCCGUCGAUCAACAACAAGAAGAAAUUAAGAAGAUGAAAAAAGAACAAAAAAAACAGCGAGGCAAGAAGAAAUCAUUGACAGGUGAAGAAGAUUCCCAAGUUACUGGUAACAGUCACAUGAACUCACCUGCACCAAUGUCGAAUAAACAUGCGCCAAUUAACACAGAAAUCGUCGAACAACAACCGGAUAAUCAUGUAGCCGAUCAACCACCCGCUCCAGAAGCACAUGGCAAAAAAGAGAAAUCUGUUUUACAAGCAAAAUUAACGAAAUUGGCUAUACAAAUUGGUUAUGCUGGUUCAACAAUUGCCGUUUUAACCGUUGUCAUUCUGGUUAUACAAUUUUGUGUGAAAACGUUCGUUAUUGAAGGAAAACAAUGGAAAACUACUUAUGUUACACAAUUGGUCAGACAUCUAAUUAUUGGUGUUACUGUACUUGUGGUCGCUGUUCCUGAAGGUCUUCCAUUGGCUGUCACUUUGUCUCUAGCUUACAGUGUUAAGAAAAUGAUGAAAGAUAAUAAUUUGGUCCGGCAUUUGGACGCUUGUGAAACAAUGGGUAACGCAACAUCAAUUUGUUCAGAUAAAACUGGUACUUUGACAACAAAUCGUAUGACAGUCGUACAAUCGUAUAUUUGUGAAAAAUUAUGUAAAACAAUGCCUAAAUUUUCCGACAUACCGUCAACUGUUGGAAAUUUCAUUAUUCAGGGUAUAGCAAUAAAUUCGGCGUACACGUCUCGAAUUAUGAUGCCUGAAGAGCCUUCAGAGCUUCCUAAACAAGUGGGAAAUAAAACCGAAUGUGCUUUACUGGGAUUUGUUCAAGGUAUGGGUAAAAAUUAUCAAACAAUUCGCGACGAUAUCCCAGAAGAAAUGUUUACACGGGUAUAUACAUUUAAUUCAGUACGAAAGUCUAUGAGUACAAUUAUUCCAACUCAGGGAGGAGGUUACAGACUUUUUACAAAAGGUGCUUCUGAAAUUGUUCUAAAAAAAUGUGCAUUUAUCUACGGACAUAAUGGUGAAUUAGAGAAAUUCACGCGUGACAUGCAAGAACGUUUAUUACAUCAAGUCAUUGAACCAAUGGCAUGCGACGGUUUACGUACAAUCAGUAUAGCUUAUCGUGAUUUUGUGCCUGGUAAAGCUGAAAUUAAUCAAGUUCAUAUUGAGCAAGAGCCCAAUUGGGAUGAUGAAGAGAAUAUUGUGAAUAAUUUGACAUGCUUAUGUGUGGUUGGUAUCGAGGAUCCUGUACGACCGGAAGUACCAGAAGCUAUACGACGAUGUCAGAAGGCUGGUAUCACUGUACGAAUGGUCACUGGUGAUAAUAUAAACACUGCCAGAUCAAUAGCCACCAAAUGUGGUAUAUUGAAACCUAAUGAAGAUUUUCUUAUACUUGAGGGCAAGGAAUUUAAUCGCCGAAUUCGUGAUAGUAAUGGCGAGGUUCAACAACAUUUGUUAGAUAAAGUAUGGCCAAAGUUACGAGUAUUAGCUCGAUCAUCCCCAACCGAUAAAUACACGUUGGUGAAAGGUAUUAUCGAUAGUAAAAUAAGUGAAAGUCGUGAAGUGGUUGCCGUAACUGGUGAUGGUACAAACGAUGGACCAGCGUUAAAGAAAGCGGAUGUUGGUUUUGCUAUGGGUAUUGCCGGUACCGAUGUUGCCAAAGAAGCCUCCGAUAUUAUCUUAACCGAUGAUAAUUUCAGUAGUAUCGUAAAAGCUGUGAUGUGGGGCCGUAACGUAUACGAUAGUAUUGCUAAAUUUUUACAAUUUCAACUUACAGUCAAUGUUGUCGCUGUAAUUGUUGCUUUUAUUGGUGCAUGCGCUGUACAAGACAGUCCAUUGAAAGCUGUACAAAUGUUAUGGGUGAAUUUAAUUAUGGACACGUUAGCAUCACUUGCGUUAGCUACAGAAUUACCAACACCAGAUUUAUUGUUACGGAAACCAUAUGGUCGUACAAAACCAUUGAUUUCACGGACAAUGAUGAAGAAUAUUUUGGGACAGGCUAUAUAUCAAUUAACUGUUAUAUUUGCCUUACUUUUUGUUGGUGAUAAACUUUUGGAUAUUGAAUCAGGACGAGGAGCCGAAUUUGGAUCUGGACCAACGCAACAUUUUACCGUUAUAUUCAAUUCAUUUGUAAUGAUGACACUCUUCAAUGAAUUCAAUGCAAGAAAAAUUCAUGGGCAACGUAACGUGUUCGAAGGAAUAUUUACGAAUCCUAUUUUCUAUACAAUUUGGAUUGGAACAUGUUUAUCACAAGUUGUAAUUAUUCAAUAUGGUAAAAUGGCAUUUUCAACAAAAAGUCUUACCUUAGAGCAAUGGCUUUGGUGCUUAUUUUUCGGAGUUGGAACAUUAUUAUGGGGUCAACUAGUCACAAGUGUGCCAACACGGAAAAUUCCAAAGAUUUUGUCAUGGGGACGAGGUCAUCCAGAGGAAUAUACAGAAGCAAUUAAUCUCGGUGAUGAGAAAUUCGAUGUCGAUUCUGAAAAGAAACCUCGGGCUGGACAAAUUCUUUGGAUUCGUGGUCUUACUCGACUCCAAACUCAGCUGCGAGUAAUAAAAGCAUUCAAGAGUACGCUGGAGGAUUUAGAGGAACGUCGUUCCAUACAUAGUUUACACAGUUUACGGAGUUCACGGAGUCACCAGGGCGGGCCAUGGCCACCCAGACCCCUAUCUGACAUCACAUAUAUUGACGAAGACACAACAAAUGCGAGUGGAACGCGAAAUACAUCGCAGAACGAUCAUCGACUCCUAUCACCAUAUUCUAUACAACCGAAUCCGAUUACAAAUAAUUCAAAUACUACAAACUUACCAUCCUCGACAGAUCCACCUAAAAUGCCUGUCCACGAAAUUCGUAUUUAAAACUUUCAAAAAAAAAAUUACGACUGGUUAUUUUUUUUAUAUAUAAAUUCAUCACAUUAUCCUCUAGCUUCCUUCGUUUCUUUUCCAACCGAACCUCCGCCCUCCUUAAUCUUGACCACACCAACCCAUGCCUUAUUACCUGACCUAAGAUAAGUAGAUAAUUAGCAGUUAUCACAGCUUAAAAGUUGCUCACAUAAAUUGUUGUUUUUAAAAAAAAAAGUACGAAUCACACAAUUGAAAUUUUCUAUUGUUUUUCUAACCUAAAUAAUUAUGGACUGUCAAUUUUUUAUCUUAUCAAUAAAUCAAUCGUGUGAUUGUGUACCUAAUUUCUAGGCUCUAGGUAUCUUAAGAUUUUUAAAUUACACAUUAAAAAAAAACAAACAUGCUUUUUAAGUAUGUUCUUCUUUCUCCUACAAAUUACUUUGUUAUCUUUUUUAUUGUUAAAACUGUUUUGAACUGUCUCAAAAUCUUCUCCACCUCUAUUAUAAUUUCUGUCAAUGUCUUUCACAACACGCUAAAGUAAAUUAAUUCUCGUUAGGAAAUGCUUUUUGGAUCCAAGCAAAUGGGCACGCGAUUUCAUACAUUUUUAUCUUAAUCUCGUAAAAGAACCGAGUCUAACCUAACCUAAAACACACGGUCGUAUUAACAGACUUGAAACAAAAAAUUGAAGUCAAUUUAGAGAAGGUAAAUAAUGACGCU